This is a messenger RNA of Folsomia candida, 1665 nucleotides long. RefSeq lists its product as uncharacterized. NCBI's taxonomy places the organism in Eukaryota, Metazoa, Arthropoda, Collembola, Entomobryomorpha, Isotomidae. The transcript is spliced from 5 exons. The record is from RefSeq and is a predicted model, not a curated record. The coding region runs from base 116 to 1432 and encodes 438 amino acids. Gene Ontology annotation, molecular function: protein binding.
GCGUGCGUUGUCUUCUUCCAUCUUCGUUGGCGAGUUGUGUUUACAGUUUUCAAAUUUCAACAAAAAAUUAAGUAAAAAGUUUUUAUUUGCUUAACAAUAAAUUAAUUGCUCGAUAAUGGCACAUUUCGAUGGUCAACUGCUAAUGAGGACGAUAAAAGGCGUGCCGUGCUGUACCUGGUGUAGAUUUGGCGAGUUACCAAGUUUUAUUCGACAAAUCGGAGGGAAGUCGUGGAAGCCGUUCGCAAUUCUGCCAAAUAUUGAAGGUCAAAAGUUUACGAUUGGAGAGACUUUCACAAGUCGGGAAGAAGAUGGCGAAUUUCUUCUCUGGAAACGUCCCAUGAAGGGAAAACUGAAGAUUACGACGGGCGGAAACUUGCCAGUUUGUGAGAUCAUUUGCGCAGAAAAUAAGUACUGGGUGUCACCAUUGUUAUCAGGGAGGGAGGUCGUUUCAGUGAACGAUAUCGAAAUUAAGGGGAGGACAGAGCUGAAAUUUGGGGAUUAUUUAUCCUUGGGGGUUGAAGCGACUCGGGCAGAAGUGGAAAAUUGGAAACGGAGAUUCCGGUUUCCUGAUAACGAUGACGAGAUGCCUGGCUGGGCUAAAUUGGAAUUGGAUGCAUUCCAGAGUACUCAUCGUCUUGUCUUAUUGUUCCAACGGAGAGAAUACGACUUUGAUCCGUUCUGGAGGAGAGUGCUUGAGCAUAGGAGGCAGAAGGAAAAAAUGAGCGAGAAAGGAACCGAUGCUGACAUGACUUUAGAACGUGUCGAGGAGAAGAAAGAAGCAGGCUUCGUUCCAUAUUUGGACGACUUGGUGGUGUCUCGCAUUUUGUCAUAUCUACCAUUCAAUGACGUGAAAAAUGUGCGUUUCCUCUCAAAAGUUUGGAACCAAGAAGCUCUCCGCCUCAUCGAGAAGAAGGGCAUCGUAAACUUUGACUUUUCCCUCGGUCACAAGAAAUUGGACGAUUCCACAAAGCUGUUCCGCUACAAUUACGAAAUGCAGGACAACCCAAUCCCCCACUGGCGAAUUAUCAUUCCUUGUAUCGGCUCGAAUGAAGAGAUCCGUCCCGCUCAGGGGGAAAAAGUUAUCGCAGAUUUCCACAAAUUUCUCGGAUUGAAAAAGCACAACGUCACAUCGUUAGAUUUUUCAGGAACGAUUGCAUCAAAAUCAGAUUACGAUGAACAAAUCAGAAUUUUGGAAAUGUGCCCAACCCAAACUAUUCAAAGUUUCGAGUUAGGCUGGACUUGGGUUCAGAAUGAAGCAUCUGGACGAGUGGAUACAUUUCCGAAGAGUAUUCAGUUCACCAACUUGAAAACGUUCGUCCUCUCGAUGGACGUCGGGCACUCCAGUGGACGCAGUUCUGGACUGUUCUUCCCUGACCCCAUGGUUGAGCCAAUUCCUUUCUGCUGUCAAGGAUGUACGCGUGCUCGUUCUUAAGUGCAAUUUCUUCGCACUUUUGGAGAUAUUUUAUGACCAAGCUGAACCAUUCGAGAACUUGGAAGAGAUUACCAUUCAGCGAAAUAUUACUCCGAAAGGGCUCGAGUUUCUGAACAAAUUGGAGAAACCCUUAGAAAAAAUGAAUAUUGGGAAAUUUGAAGACUGGAAAGAGCCAGAAUACCUCGAAUUUGAACGACUCCUUCGUAAUCAUGCACAGACUUUGACCUCUUUGA